This is a messenger RNA of Triplophysa dalaica, 1609 nucleotides long. RefSeq names its product S100 calcium binding protein U (gene s100u). The coding region runs from base 174 to 707 and encodes 177 amino acids. Gene Ontology annotation, cellular component: perinuclear region of cytoplasm. NCBI's taxonomy places the organism in Eukaryota, Metazoa, Chordata, Actinopteri, Cypriniformes, Nemacheilidae. The record is from RefSeq and is a predicted model, not a curated record. Gene Ontology annotation, molecular function: calcium ion binding. The transcript has 3 exons.
GUCAGGGGCAAAAUAAAAAAAAUCACGGAAGAAGAGUCGAGCAGCGGUUCGAGUCUGACAAGUUUUUUUUUUGACGAAGGGAGGGAGCAAAAACGGGAAAGGAACAGAGGUUUAACUGCCGCUACUGCGAACCGUCAAUCCGCGCUGUCCCCGUUUUAGGAGCGAAAACAAAGAUGGAGGAUUCCAUUAAAACAGUUGUGGGGGUCUUCCUGAAGUCAGCUAAAGGGAAAGAAAACCUUGGGGGAAAAGAGUUUCAGAGUCUUGUGGCGAGUCAACUGAAGAACAUUCUGACGGGCACAGAAGACAAUAGCUCAGUGAAAACCAUGCGUGAACAACUCGACAACAACAAGGAUGGAAAGGUCGGCUUUCAAGAGUACAUGACUCUGAUCGGUCAUUUGGCGCAGUCUCUCAGCAAUCAUCGUUGUUUGGAAAAGGAACCUGUAGCCGAGAGUUCUGCUCAGGCAUCGGCCGCAGCAAACACAGAGUCAAAACCGGCAGAACCGAAGGCAGAACCGAAGGCAGAACCGAAGGCAGAACCGAAGGCAGAACCACAGGCAGAACCACAGGCGGCAAAGGAGGAGCCGGUGGCUGAAGAGGCGGCUGCCACAGAAGAGAAGAAGCCAGAGGAGGAGGAAGUCAAGUGGGAGGAGGUGCAACCUGAAGAGAAAAAAGUGGAAGAGCAGAAUAAAACUGAGGAGGCCUCAUAGGAGCUAGAGAAUGCUGAGAUCUACUAAUCUUGUGCUUUCAUGUUUGUUUUACUUGUAUCCUUUUCAUUUUUGUGAUAUUUUAAAACACACACAAGAAGCCCAGCCAAUACACAACAAAUUAUGUUACUGCAAAGAGGCAUAGAAUCAUCUCAAUAAUACUUAUUUAAUAACAAUGCGCACCUGUGAUUGAUUUUGUAAUGAUUUUAAGUAAAUUUGCCCAGGUCUUGGCAACAGUCAGAAAUGUGACCGAUGGCCGGAGGGCUGCUUUCAUUUUUAUACGAGCCAGAGCUGUUGUAAGGGUACUGCGACCACUGUCUUCCCUCUUCAAUAUCUCCACAAAGCCACCGUGAAUGAAGAAAAGGGAGAAUUUGUAUUGCAGAGAAUCUGAGAAAUUGUUUCUCUGCCGCUGUUUACUGCUUGUUUGUGCCACAAUGUAAUGAGAGGGUUACUCGGUCGACUCCGGUGCUAGACGUACAUUUAUUUUUCAGUGUUGUGGCAAUUUAACAAUCCCUAUGAGACUGUUAUUCUACACUUUAAAAAAGUCACCAAAUGUAGGAUUUGUGUUGUGAUGCAUAUCCCCAUGUGAAAAAUAACCACGGUGUUACCACAAUCAGUUACCAUAGUUUUACUACAAAUACUACAUAUUGACCAAUGGGCACUGUGGUGAGACGAUGGUACAUGUGCGGCUAGUGUGGUCAUGCUACAAUAACAAAUACCACCAAGCUAUGGUUACCGUAGUAAACCAUGGUUAAUUUUCAAUAUGGAUUUUUUUUUUUAAUUUUCAACACUGACCUGAGCCAAUGUGCUUUGUUGUUCACACUUUUGCCAAAUUUGAGCAAGGCCUUUUUUGAAUGAGAAUAAAGCAAUUUUGUUUGAAAUAAAUGUAGAUUUAUUGGAUGCUG